This is a messenger RNA of Scatophagus argus, 6713 nucleotides long. It is a transcript of the gene grb10b, whose product is annotated as growth factor receptor-bound protein 10b. Lineage: Eukaryota; Metazoa; Chordata; Actinopteri; Scatophagidae. Bases 416 to 2296 code for a protein of 626 amino acids. Gene Ontology annotation, molecular function: insulin receptor binding. The transcript has 17 exons. The record is from RefSeq and is a predicted model, not a curated record. Gene Ontology annotation, biological process: negative regulation of Wnt signaling pathway; insulin receptor signaling pathway; negative regulation of insulin receptor signaling pathway.
GAACGCCGCAUUAAUCACCCCUCGCCCGUGGGCGUGGUCUCGUCUAAAGGGGAGGAGUUGUUUGCGUGCGUGCGUGAGUUUGUGUGCGUGAUAUGUAUGUGUGUAUGUGUGUCCUUUCCGGCCGCAUGUGAUGAGCUGCAUGCAGUCUUUGCGGCCACUGUUUUCGCCUCCUCCUCUUCCUCCUCCUCUUCUUCUUGCCUCUGUCUAUCUGUCCAGUCCGGGUAUGUUGACCACCGUGACCUGAUCCACAGCUGCCGAGUGUCCCUUCGUCUCCAGGCUGCUACUCUCCGAUUUUGUCUCUGACGGCCGUAGCCUUCCUUCCACUGAUCUGGCUCAAAGGUACCACUCUGUCCAUCUUGUAUCAAAACUGACCCAUCCAGAGCAAAUUGUACGACAGAGCUGAGAGACACAAAACAUGGCUGUGGCCGGAUGUCCGGAUUAUUUCCUGCAUCAUCCGAAUUAUCAGGACAACAUAGACCGGUCCUCCAGUCACAGACAAGCUGACCUCAUUGGUCCAGCCUUCCAGCAAUCAGCCAGUCGAAGUUCACCUAACCAUCAAGAGGAUGACGUUGAUUUAGAGGCCCUGGUGAAUGAUAUGAACUCUUCAUUGGAGAGCCUGUAUUCCACCUGCAGUGGUCAGCAAACAGAGUCCACCCCACUACUGCACAAUGGACAGGCCUCUUCCUCACAGCAACACCAUCACCAUCACCAUCACCACACGCAACUCAGCCAGCCUCGGCAGGGUCAGCACUCAAAUACGCUAAGCCACGUCUCCCCGGAGCCAACUUCCUCCUCCUCCUCGUCUGUGGAGUCACACCAAACUGGCCUCCGACGGUCACAACCCAUGCACAUCCUCGCUGUCAGGAGGCUGCAGGAGGAGGAGCAGCAGCUGAGGACUUCAUCUCUCCCGGCCAUCCCAAACCCCUUCCCUGAGCUUUGCAGUCCAGCCAGCUCCCCUGUCCUCAGUCCUGGCUCUCUGCCUCCUGGAGAGCCCUCUACUUGCAACUAUAUUGUGAAGAUCUUCAGUGAAGAUGGCAUGGGUAAAGUGGUGGAGAUCCCAGCCGACAUGACAGCCAGAGACCUGUGCCAGCUCCUGGUUUAUAAAAGCCAUUGUGUGGACGACAACAGUUGGGCACUUGUUGAACACCACCCGCUGCUAGGACUCGAGCGCUGUCUAGAAGACCACGAGCUGGUGGUUCAGGUCCAGGCCUCUAUGAACAGUGACAGUAGAUUCCUCUUCAGGAAGAACUAUGCCAAAUAUGAAUUCUUCAGAAACCCCCUGACAUUUUUCCCAGAGCACAUGGUUGCAUGGUGCCAGGAAACCAGUCGUACGAUUCCACCAUCUCAGCUCCUCCAGAACUUCCUGGCGACCAGUAGUUGUCCAGAGAUCCAAGGGUAUCUGUAUGUGAAGGAGGUGGGAAGGAAGUCCUGGAAGAAAGUUUACAUGUUCCUGCGGCGCUCAGGACUCUACUGCUCUACAAAAGGAACUUCAAAGGAGCCCAGACAUCUACAGUUACUAGCAGACCUUGAAGACAGCAACAUCUUCACUGUCACCACAGGCAAAAAGCAGCAUGGUGCACCCACAGACUAUGAGUUCUGUAUUAAGCCCAAUAAAGGUCGAGGAGAAAUGAAGGAGUUGAGGAUGCUGUGUGCCGAGGACGAACAGGGCAGGACUUGUUGGAUGACGGCCUUCCGACUCUUUAAGUAUGGGAUUGUAUUGUACCAGAAUUACAAGAUUCCUCAACAAAGAAAAACCUUACUUUCGCACUUCUCAGCACCUAUGCGGAGCGUAUCGGAGAACUCCCUUGUGGCAAUGGAUUUCUCAGGGAGGAUAGGCAGGGUGAUUGACAACCCUGUGGAAGCUCAGAGCGCUGCCAUGGAGGAGGGACAUGCAUGGAGGAAGAGGAGUCAACGAAUGAACAUAUUAGGCUCCCACAGUCCAUUACACCACUCCUCACUAAGCUCAGUCAUCCACAUAGCUCAGUUGUGGUUCCAUGGCAGGAUAACCAGAGAAGAAUCCCAUCGCAUUAUCCACCAGCAGGGACAAGUAGAUGGGUUGUUUCUGCUGAGAGUCAGUCAGAGUAAUCCCAAGGCAUUUGUGCUCACAUUGUGCCAUCACCAGAAGAUCAAACAUUUUCAGAUACUACCGUGUGAAGAGGAUGGCCAAAUCUUCUUCAGCCUUGAUGACGGCGCCACCAAAUUCACCGACCUGAUUCAGUUGGUGGAGUUCUACCAGCUCAACAGAGGAGUGCUGCCUUGUAAACUCAAACACCCAUGCACCGUUGUGGCCUUAUGACAUCUUCAGAUCAUCUGACCCCAUUACCCCCGCCACUUGACCUGACUCUGCCUAAAACAAACAAAACAACGAGAACCUUUCUGUUGCUUGGUUCUUGUUUUUAUCUUUAUAAAAAGCUGGUGAAUUGACUGACGUUUCAUUGUUCUCAUUUUAUAUUGUCGUGAGUCCCCUGGAGACUGCUGACCUGUUGGAUUCCUUUUGGUUUGCAUGGAUGGUUAAGGAAUCGGAUGCACAACUUUGCCCGUGAGGUUCCACAGUCAAGAAGAGAGACGAUAAAGGAAAUGAACACUGCCGUUUGAAUCAAUGCUGUUGCAAAAUCUUCCACAAUCUCGCUACCCAUAGUCAUCAAUAAGCUCAAGUGUUGACUGUAUUUCCCCUUCAACUGGACAAUCAGCAGGACAUUUCAGUUCGUGUGGACCAGUGUGAUCUCUGAGAACAAACAGUAGUCUCAUUCAGACUUCAUUACACGUCCUCAAAUAAUAUACUGUAGAUGGAGAGUUGAUUGUCUCUUAGUUUUGCACUCAUUGAACUGGGAAUGGCCUUUGACCGUGCAUGACUUCUCCGCUGUUGCAUACUUAACUGUGAGAUGGUGCCAUCGCCCUCUAGUGUCGUAGGCAUGUCAAGAUGCUACAUGGAUGGGAAUCGGAGGUGCCAGAAAGAGUGUUGCUUUAAAAUCCCUUUGGAGUUUGGAAAUAUCAGUAGUUCGUCAAGUCAAGCUAGCCUGGAGAAAAUAGCAAAGGAAAAAUCUGGAACUGUUGAAACAUAAGUAUUUUUAGCAGUCGAUACAAAAUCUGCUUUGUCCACCUGCACAGAAAUGUGUUUGCUCAUCUCUGGCCGUGCAGAAUUUGUGUUCUUCAUGAUACAUUCAUUGCGUUACUUUUUGUUAUCAAUAUGCAUACUGGAUGGCUGCAACUCUUCAUUAUUCAUAAGCUAAAAUAAGGCAGUUCUGUACUCAUUAUUACUUGUUAUUCUGUUGCACACACCAGUUUAAGUACUCACCACAAAGACAGAAAAAGCAUUAAGCAAAUCAUGGUGUCAUUCAGGGUGAAACAAAAAGUCAUAAAGCUCAAAAAAGUAAUCGGCUGAAACACAACACAGGGAGGGAUAAUCACAAGUUUUUCCGUUGACAGCAGAUGAACUGAAACAAAAAUGAUUAACCGUUGUCACACGAAAUUAGAUCAGCCUAGAGAUAAAGUUCUGUUCUUGUUCUGAACCCCCUUUUUACACAUUUCAUUUACCUUUCCACAAAUUGCCUCCUGUUUGUUAAGUCAGUGAUGCUGUAAAACAUAAAUGUAGCUAGGAACAUGGUUCAGUGUGUUCUGACUACACACUGAUAGUACUCUCUGCAUUACAUUCCAUAUAAUGCGGCCUUCUUAUGCCUGGAAGUACUUGGGAACCAAAUGUAUCACGUAUACACCUACUGCCUACUGCAUGCCACCUCUGUAUGAUUUCAGACAGACUGCCUAUGAAAAGUUAGCUGCUGUUACUCCAGUGUAAGGAGAGAAGAAUACUGUAAACAAAUGAUAGCUGCCUCCUUCUCUGUCUCUAGAAAAUCCGAAAGAAAUGGGACAUAAAACAGUUGAAGUGCACUGAAUAAACCUACCUUUUGUUCCAAUUUAAGCCAAAAUCAAUUAGCAAAGUCAGUCAAAAAAACAUUAAAAUGGAUUUCCCUUUGUAUUUUGGCAAAGUCUGCGGUGGAGCUGUAAUUAACUACAGUGAAAGGAAUAUUUCAACACGGUGUCACUAGAAAACCUGGAUCAGAUUUCUUUUUGAGGAGAUAGGGAUACUUUUUCAGCACCUGUUGAUUAUUAGCAUGAAGGACAAACCCCAGCCAUCUCAAAUUCUGGCAAGACAAACAGUAGAUAAAUGUCUAAAGUUAUUGGAAGUAUUUCUGAUCAUGUUUUAUCCUCAGAGUGUGUCGCUCUCAGUUUGGUUCAUAACCACCAUUAUUGAUAUAUCUCACUACAAACAGUUGCUAUUUUUUGUUAUCUCAUGGCUCAUUUAGGCCAAGCUUUGAUGGUAGCUCUGUUUCUGUCACCAGCCAAUAGGCAGUUAGAUAUCUGUGUGUGCUUACCUGUAAUGCAACAUCAACAGCCAUGAUUUAUAUACCUGCAGGUUGUCUUAAAGUAUAUUUAACAUCUGAGAUGCAGAAUAGCUGCACCAUUUUGACCCUCUGUGCAUGGUCACCGUUAUUUAUGUGAGAUGCAAUGACUCAAUCAUUUUUUUAAAGUAUUGUUGCAUCAAAAUGUAUUUAUUUAUCUGGAUGUGACUGAUUACUUGAAGAUUUUAGAUUCCUUUUUCUUGGCGCUGUUCUGUACUGUUUUCUUUUGUCAUUACCAUGAAAUGAUUGACCAGUGUGAUUUGCUAUAAUUCUUUUUAUUAUUGUAAUGACAUAGCACCUAUUGAUGUUUUUUUUUUUUUUACUUUAAUUCAGAAACUACUUAGUGAUCAUCAACACUUGUGUUAAAGCACACUGGCUUCCAUAGUGUUAACAUUGCCAUUACAAGAGAUGACAGGUGGAAAGUUGUGAAAGUUAAACGAAACAAUACCUGAGUUUCCAGCAUCAGUUACAAAGUUUUUUUACCCUUCACAAUGUGGUUCUUACUUCUCCCAGAUCUAGAAAAUUAUCUUUUACAAAUUCCACUCAUUAUGUUAAAAAACCUCAAGUUUUCACUUCAUCAUCACAGUUUUUUGGUGACCUAAACUAGGAAAAACAGAUGUCAUUUAAAGAAGUGAAACAAAUGUUUUGGGAAACUGGGUCAAAUAAGCCUCAACAUUUUCAUAAUUCAAUUUAAACACUUGGCCUUGAAAGAAGUGUAGAAAUUUAGAUGUAAUUCAUACCAGAGUGUCAAUGUUAAAUAAGUUACAGCAUUGAUCUUUCAGCAGAAUGAAGUUAGUAUAAAGUUAAUAUAGUACGUAGGUUUAAUCAUUUGCAUGAAUGGGGGUUUUGAGUUUAGUGUGUAGGGAUUCUGUCACUGAUAUUUCAGGUAAAUAUUUGGAAAAAUCAAUCUGGAAAUGUUGAUUCUAGUUGUUUCUAAAAUCUUUUCAUUAGAGUCCCCUGAGAUUUGAUUCAGUGUACCCGCUCUGGAGUCAUCCUCAAACUCCCAGUGUUACACUUUUUCCCCUGACUGAGGUGAAUGGUAACAGAAGUUACCAUGUUAGAGACUGGUGGCCUUUAAGGUGGAGUUAUUCAUAUAAAACUGCUAUAGUCACACAGUCUCACUCUAAGUACAAAAGGCAGAAAGUAACUAGCGAACACAUUAUAAAGAAAUCACAGUUGGAUAGUGGAUAUCCACAUUUUUACUCUUAAAUGUAAAUGAAUGUAACUGGGUUGCUCAGGGUUGACAUGGAGCAUGUUAGAAACUACUGGUCCAUGAGAUCUGUUGAACGUUCAUGUACAAGAUGAUGAUGGAUUCAUCAACAUUUUACUUUCAUUAAGCUGGUAGUUGUUAUGUUAACAGACUUUUCUCAGAUAUGUGCACCAUCAGUCUGCUAGUUGUGAUUACUUGAGAAGUAUCCUUGUAGCAAAACUGAGCAGAUCCAGUACUAUUUUAUGAGUACUGUUAACAGUGUGGUCAGUACUAUGAACAGGUGCAUCAACAGGUGACUAAUUCAGAAAACAUCCUUAAUAUUUAUGCUGUCAAUUAAAUACAAGAUUUUUUUAAUCUAAUCUGGUCAAUUUCAUCAUAUCAUGUUGUGUCUUACAGGUAUAAUCAGUUACACUCAAAUGUCUAAUUACAAUAAGUGGAGUGCAGUGUCAGUUUUGGUAGCCAGGUAACUUGCAACAACAGAUGGUGCUUCUGAUGACUCCCUGUCUGCAAAAACCAGGCCGAACAUGUGGACCAAAUGACGGACAAAGUUAUACUAUACGGGGGACUGCUAAAAAAAAAAAAAAAAAACAAAAUACAAUUUUAUUACUCAGUGACAUUGAUCCAAAUUAUUCUGCCUAUAGGUGAUUGAGAAUGAAGGCUUGUAUUUUUAGUUUAAGUUUCAGUUUACUAUUGGAGUUGAAAGUUGCCCCGAUCCUGCAAAAAUGGAUUAACUUAUUAUCGUCUUGACUCGCAUUUUCAUAACACUGUCACAAUGCAAGAUACCAUGGCUGUACAAAUAAGUAAAGUAAAAAUAUAUCUAUAUAUAAAAAUAUAAACUAUUAUGUAUUUCAGGGAAUGCAAAAAAGAAAACAGUAACUUAUCUCUUUUUUGAGAGGGCUCCUGUAUUCUAAAUGUGCUUUGCUUCAAUCUGUAAAUAGUUGAAUGGCUUAUAAAUCUUAUUGUAACCUUUUCAGGUAUUUUUGUACAAAUAAGGGACUGAUAUAUUCUGUUUAUUGUAAUUAGAAUGAAACAUUAAUACAUUGAUAUAAAAACUUGUCUUUGUCUUUAUUAAGGGAAACAUUUCCCAAAUAAAGAUUAUAACACUG